AUGCGCCAACGCAGUAACGCCGCCACCCACGCCGCCUCGCUACGAACACCACCACGAGGCCAAGAGGACCGGAGAGAAGCUCACCACGACGGGAGCAGCAACAUCGACGCCGAGCGGGAGGGAACCACCUCCACCGCCGUCGUGCGGGAGGCCCGUGCCUCCGGCACCGUCGCGGUAGCCGUCCAGACGCGGCAGCGGGGCAUGCCGGGCCACCCCUGGCCCAGCCAGGCCCGAAGCGGGACCGUUAAGCCCCGCCGGCCGCGAUGCAGCAGGCCGGCGUCGUCGCCGCCGUCACCCAGCCACGCGUCGCAUCUCCCCCGCCUCCCAGAAGCCACACCGGAGCCAUCCCCGCCGCCGGCCCGCCCAGGCCCAGAUGGGACCCAAAGGGCCCAGAUCUGGGCCGAGUGGACGACGCCAGAUCCCGCCGCCGCGCCGCCCCGCCGCCAACGGCGGCGGCGCCGCCCAGUUGCUCGCCUGCAUGCGCCACGGAGCCCCGCCGCCACGCCAGACCGCCGCCGCCUAGAUGCACCCCCCGGAGCCGCUCCGCCCGUGCCGGAGAGCGACCGGGAGGGGAAGGGCCAGGAGGCCGCCGCCACCAGCAGCCCCAGGGCCAAGCCGGCCGCGGGCGCUGGCGACGGCGGCUGGCUACAGAUGACAUGGCAACAAGAUAUAGUGCAGGCCCUACCAUUGACUUGCUCUACUAUAUGGAUGAUUGGUGUCAACAUAGAAGAAAAGAAGCAUCAUGAGGUGAAACUGGGAAGUCAUGAAGCUGCUAGAUGUACAAAUGGAGCUGAAAAUGUACUAUCAAGAUCCUGGUUGAAGAAAGUUAUUUUUCGGCUGACUGCAGUGUUCGUGGUCAUGCGGUGA
Aegilops tauschii subsp. strangulata is the source of this 867-nucleotide messenger RNA. NCBI's taxonomy places the organism in Eukaryota, Viridiplantae, Streptophyta, Magnoliopsida, Poales, Poaceae. The record is from RefSeq and is a predicted model, not a curated record.